This is a messenger RNA of Setaria italica (foxtail millet), 1041 nucleotides long. Its product is annotated as alpha-1,3-mannosyl-glycoprotein 2-beta-N-acetylglucosaminyltransferase. Gene Ontology annotation, molecular function: alpha-1,3-mannosylglycoprotein 2-beta-N-acetylglucosaminyltransferase activity. Gene Ontology annotation, cellular component: Golgi apparatus. The record is from RefSeq and is a predicted model, not a curated record. Lineage: Eukaryota; Viridiplantae; Streptophyta; Magnoliopsida; Poales; Poaceae.
ACCUAGUGUUAUUGUCUCAUCUAUAGUACCAAUACACAGAUUUAAGUUGCAUUCUUCAUUGCGACUUUUAACCCUGUUUAGCUCAACAUAGCUUGGUGCAUAGAGCCCCUUUCUAAAUGAGUGAUGGAUAAUACUCGUUCCAGGCAUCAGACAUCAGUAUCAGUUGCUUCAAAGUUUCCAUUUUUUAUCUCACAGGAUGGAACAAAUGAAGCUUUGAAAAAAGAUUUGGAUUAUAAACAAAUAACACAUAUGCAAAACCUUGAACCUGUGAGAACUGAAAGGCCAGGAGAAUUGACAGCAUGCAACAAGAUUGCUAAACAUUAUAAGUGGGCCUUGGAUGAGCUAUUCAUUAAACAUAAUCUUGCUCGAGUAAUCAUUCAGAAUGAUGACAUAGAGAUUGGCCUGGAUUUUUUUUAUUACUUUGAGGCUGCAGCUAAAUUACUUGAUAAUGGCUAGAUGAUUAUGGCUGUUUCUGGCCAAAAGCUGUUUGUUAACGAUCCACAAGCACUUUACCACUCGGAUUUCUUUCCUGCGUGGAUUGAACUGUCAUCAAAGUGGCCUAAAGCUUAUUGGGAUGAUUGGGUGCGGCUAAAGGAGGUACAUGGAAAUAUAUAAUUCAUACGCCUGGAAAUCUGUAGAACAUAUAAUUUUGGCAAACAUGGAUCAAGCUUGAGACAAUUCUUCGAGCAAUAUUUGGAGCCCAUUAAGCUAAAUGAUGUUCAUAUUGACUAGAAUUCUGAGGAUCUCCUGACUUACCUUACUAUGGAUAAGUUUUUAACCAAAUUUAGGAAGGUGGUGGGCAGUUUCACACCUCUCCAUGGAUCAGAUGUUGUGUUGAAAGGCCACAGCAUGGGCGAUGCAAGGAUCUAAUACAACGACCAGGAAGACUUUGGGCGGAUUGCUCAUCAAUUUGGAACAUUCGAAGAAUGGAAUGAUGGCAUCCAAUCAGCUUACAAAGGAGUAGAGGUCUUCCGGUACAACCGUAGUUCAAGGCAAAUAUUUCCCAUCAUCUCUGAUUCGCUUUGUCAUUUUGUGGUGUAG